GCUUCCGUAACGAAGGACGAGCGCAGGAUUCCAAACAGGAUAAUCCUAUGGAAUUUCAGUUUUAUUAAAAAUAUAUUUUUUCCAUUUACACUAUUAAAUCUGCCCCGGGCCAUGGCCGCUCAGAAAAUAAAUGAAGCUCAUGAGCAUAUCGCUAAAGCUGAAAAAUGUUUAAAAACAAGUUUAACAAAGUGGAAGCCUGACUAUGACAGCGCUGCAUCAGAAUACGCAAAAGCAGCCGUGGCUUUCAAAAACGCCAAACAGUUUGAACAGGCUAAGGAUGCCUACCUGAAGGAAGCCGAAUACCACACGGAAAAUAAAGCUUUAUUCCAUGCUGCUAAGGCACUUGAACAAGCCGGUAUGAUGAUGAAGGAUAUGAAGCGCAUGCCAGAAGCUGUGCAGUACAUUGAGAAAGCCAGUAUGAUGUAUGUGGAGAAUGGAACCCCAGACACCGCAGCAAUGGCACUGGACCGGGCUGGGAAGCUCGUAGAACCAAUGGAUGUUGCAAAAGCUGUGGAUCUCUACCAGAAGGCAGCUUCUGUGUUUGAGAAUGAGGACCGUCUGCGACAGGCUGCUGAGCUCUUGGGGAAAGCCUCAAGACUUCUGGUCAGACUACGCAGACUCGAUGAGGCUGCUGUUUCCAUUCAGAAGGAGAAGAAUAUGUACAAAGAGAUGGAGAACUACCCAACAUGCUUCAAGAAAACAAUUGCACAGGUGCUGGUCCAUCUUCACAGAAGUGACUUUGUUGCUGCAGAUAAGUGUGUCAGAGAGAGCUACAGCAUCCCAGGGUUCAGUGGGAGUGAGGACUGUAUAGCUAUGGAGCAGUUAUUGCAGGGUUACGAUCAACAAGAUGAGGACCAAGCUUAUCGCGUCUGUAACUCCCCUUUACUGAAGUACAUGGACAAUGAUUAUGCCAAGCUGGCUAUCAGUCUCAGAGUCCCUGGAGGCGGAAAGAAGAAGAAAUCCCCCACCGCUCCUCAAGGGGGUGCUGGAGGUGCAAAAGCCACUGAAGACGAUGACGACUAUGAGGGGGGUCUGUGUUAACCACGGAACAGAAUUCCCAAAAUGUCAGUCGCACAGUACCCUUCCUGUAAGGGACAGAGCUAGAUACGUCCCCUCCCAGUUAGGGCUCCUUAGUUCCUUUCCCAUAGAAAACAGUAUAUGUCCCGCUAUCUGUACAGUAUUAGGCAUUAUUGUAUUGUUAUUUAUUUGAUCAGUCACAAAUUAUUUUGGAGAAAAUAGUCUAUACAUAUGUGUAAUAUAUGGGAGUUAUUUAUUCAUAGUAUUAUCAGGGGAGUUUGAAGAGUCCCUUUAACCUUGUGUGGGCAAACUCUGUUUGUCUACCUCAGGAUUGCUGUCCACCUGGUGGGAAGCACAUACAGACAGGCUGAUGUUAGUCAAUCACACAAAACCCUGAUCUAGGGAGCAGUGCAAUGAGACUUUUAACAGGUCCUAAAAUGUUUCUUUUUUUUAGCCUCACCCUCUAAAAUAGGAACUCCAACUGGUGUUCGAUUCUGUUGACAAGGACCACCCAAUCCUAGAUAUGAUGCAUCCCACUAGAUCUUGCGAGUAAUUUGCACAAGUUGGUAUAUUUAGCCAUGAUGUGAUAAUAAUAAUAUGAAGUACUUUAUGGCAACAUAAGUGUUGUGGAAAGGCAUGAGGGCUACAGCAUGGCAACUACAGGAAAAACAUCCCUCUAGUGAAAGCUCAGCAAAAAAGCAUUUCCCUCUUUAAAUUGUUUUUAAGCCACUUAUUUUAUAUGUGGGUUGUUUGCUGAAACAUUCCACACUGAGUUUGUACAUAGUAAACUGACUGUCAGUUAAAAUCACUGUAACUGUUUAGUAUAUUUGUAGCAGUAAGUAACAGGAGUUUGUCUGGUGUCAUUGUACAUGGAUAAAGGCUAAGUGGACAUUCCUGAUUUGCCACCCCUGAUUUGUGAGAAUAUAGGCUAAUACAUCCUAAGCACUGUACUGUAACACUGUCCUUGUUGAAUUGCUGUUGUAAGUAGCCACAGAUUACAUUGUCUUAACUUGUGUCUUCCAAAAAAUGUGAUGUGUCAGUACGUUAGAAAAGAAACAAUUGUUAAAUUGCUGCUGAAAAUAAAACUGAACUGUAGGACAAA
Molecule: messenger RNA, 2119 nt
Organism: Conger conger (European conger)
Lineage: Eukaryota; Metazoa; Chordata; Actinopteri; Anguilliformes; Congridae
Product: gamma-soluble NSF attachment protein-like
Exons: 12
Coding region: 112-1041 (309 amino acids)
Biological process (GO): intracellular protein transport
Cellular component (GO): SNARE complex; vacuolar membrane
Molecular function (GO): syntaxin binding; soluble NSF attachment protein activity
Source: RefSeq, a predicted model, not a curated record